CUCACUCACUCACUCACUCACUCACUCACUCACUCAGUCUUCGAGUCCGAAACUGUUUCACCGAGGUUUCUUCUCUCGAGUCUAUCCAGUCAUUUUGUGGUUCCGAAGUGAUAAUGUGGGUUCCCUUAUUAGUGAAGUGAGAGCUCUUCCAAAAGCCGUUCGUUCUUCAUGCACACGCAUCCAAAGGAUGGCUGCUGAUGAACUUCUGUCUUCUGUGUAUGGAUGUGCCUGAGUUUCGCAUCACGUUCGCACCGGUCUGGUUUCCCCAAUGCAUUUUCAUGUGUUGACACAGUAGAAAGUUCAGGAAAUGUCAAGAGGCCAACGAACGGGGCGCCCGUGAGCGUCAUGUGUGGUAAUGAGCAUCCUUUUGUACGGACACUAACAAUCACGAGGCCUGAUCAUGAACCACUUCAAGCACAAUGGAUCGAGCGAAUGAAGGCAAAGAAUCAUCGCCAAGAGUCAGAGUUGAGAGGCACCCAGUGAACGUGGCAGACUUGAAAACCAGAAUUGGAAGUCAUCACUCAUACAGCUAUGUUCACUUGGACCUGUCAAAGGGGUCACCAGUCAUCAUUGCUCAGGGGUCCAAAUCAUUUCCCUGAAACACAGUCCAACAUCUCGGUCCAUUGAUCACAAUGAUGCUUCACAACAAGUCCAAACUUUGAAUCCCAUACCAUUUUUGAGAAGUCAUGGAGGAUGAGCUUCGAAUACGUCGGGAGUCCUUGAGUUCCUCGCCCAGGGUGGCUCGUCGGAAACCUCCCAAGCACUUCUACUCACCUCGAACACGGCGGUCCAUUUCCGUGACGGCCAUCACAUCCGGUACAGCCGAGUUGGUCAAGCCGCGAUUCCGCAUUGGCGGUCAGACCGAUCCCGGCAGAUUUGUGAGUCAACAUCAUCAGGAUUUCUAUAUUGUGGGUUUCCAUGAUGACGAACGAGCUCGAGGUUCCAAGGAACCAUCAGGGCAACACCCAUCCGCCGUGCACCGAACCAAGUCCACGGGCGACGUGGAGGAUCUGGUGGACCGAAGUCAUCCCAUGCGUUUGAGUUUUGGCAGCAUGAACGGAGUCAUGCGAACUACAUUGAGCCCCGUGAGAGAGCAAUCCGAACAAGCUGGAGCUGGAGGGCUCUCGCCCGAUGUUCAGACUCAACAGGGACUGUCUCAUCUCAAGCAAUUGAGGGUGAGUUGGGGUUGGCAAAUACGAAUUUGCACGAUAAAUCUUUUCUUUCUGAACUGAAAAGCAGCUCUCUCUUCAAUCAUCUCAAGAUCGAUUUCAGGGUGUCAUGAUUUUGCUUAUCUUCCGGCGUUCUUCUUUCCACAAAUUAAACGGGUGGAACUUGCUAAAUUGACAUCCGUUUUGUGCAAAAAAACCAAAACAAAAGCCUGGUUCUAAUAGCCUAAACAAAGUAAUAAACAAUAUCCAGACAAAAAGAUGGAAU
Messenger RNA from Tigriopus californicus, 1434 nucleotides. RefSeq lists its product as uncharacterized. The coding region runs from base 687 to 1232 and encodes 181 amino acids. The transcript is spliced from 2 exons. NCBI's taxonomy places the organism in Eukaryota, Metazoa, Arthropoda, Copepoda, Harpacticoida, Harpacticidae. The record is from RefSeq and is a predicted model, not a curated record.